This is a messenger RNA of Pistacia vera, 2409 nucleotides long. Its product is annotated as F-box/LRR-repeat protein 10. Gene Ontology annotation, cellular component: SCF ubiquitin ligase complex. Gene Ontology annotation, molecular function: protein binding. The record is from RefSeq and is a predicted model, not a curated record. Gene Ontology annotation, biological process: SCF-dependent proteasomal ubiquitin-dependent protein catabolic process. The transcript has 4 exons. Lineage: Eukaryota; Viridiplantae; Streptophyta; Magnoliopsida; Sapindales; Anacardiaceae. Bases 156 to 2069 code for a protein of 637 amino acids.
UUAACCAGACAACAUCGUAGAAUUGAGCGUCAGCACGCCACUCUUCACAUGUGCCAAACUCUCAGUCAAUACUUAUUAUCCUUUCUUCCAUCCAUCAUUCACAAUCCCAACAGAUCCCAGUUGAGUGAAAGCAAAGCCAUUCUCAUUCUCUGAGAAUGGCUAACGAUGAAAGCUUUAGGCACUCCCUGGAUCAGCUUCCUCCGGCUGUCUUGUGUACCAUCAUCACCAAGCUUGAUGUGGCUUCGAUCUGCUCCGUUGCUGCCACGUGUUCUACGUUCAAGGACUGUGUUUCUCAGAUCCUCUCUUUUCUCUCCGUCUUCCAGAUUCUUGAUGUUGCACCGUCAAUGGAAAUUAUGAGGCCUUUGUUACCACCAAAUCCUUUUCUUAGGAGCCUAAAGGUUGAUUGUGGAAAACUUGAUGAUUCAGCCAUUGAUUUUAUGCUUCGCCCUUCGCUGCACGAGCUUUGUCUUUACAAUUGCACAGAUUUUAGUGGGAAAUUGCUAUGUGAAAUUGGAGGCAAAUGCAAGGAUCUCAGGUCUCUGUGCUUGGGCUCAGUUGCUGAAAAAUGGGGGCGAUCUAUUCAUAUUUCUGACUUGGAGGAGUUGCUCAAAAAUUGCACUCAGUUAGAAGCAUUGAUGCUAAUGUUUGACAUCUCAAUAUUUCUUCGUCAUAAUUUUGCUCGAGUUUGGGCUUUAGCUUCAUCAAAACUCACAUCACUUGAGAUUGGCUACAUAUCUGCUGUUAUGGUGACUGAAUUGCUUAGCCCAAAUUUGGGACCCCGUCCAUCACCAAAUAAUAUCCAAGCACCCAUACUGCCAAGCAUUCAGAAAUUGUGCCUUCAAGUAGACUAUAUUACUGAUACUAUGGUUAGUACAAUAUCACAAGGUCUCAGCUCAUUAACAUAUUUGGAUCUUCGGGAUGCACCUCUCAUAGAACCAAGAAUCACAUUUGACCUCACCAACUGUGGCCUCCAGGAACUUAAUCCACAUGGGAAAUUGAAACACCUCUCACUCAUACGGAGCCAGGAAUUCAUCUUUACCUAUUUUAAACGAGUUAAUGAUCUUGGCAUUCUUUUAAUGGCUGAUAAGUGUGCAAAGAUGGAAAGCAUUUGUCUUGGUGGCUUUUGUCGUGUUACAGACACAGGUUUUAAGACGUUAUUGCAUUCUUGCUGUAACCUAUACAAGCUUAGAGUGUCUCAUGGGACCCAGUUAACCGAUCUGGUUUUCCAUGACAUCACUGCAACCUCACUGUCAUUAACACAUGUUAGCUUGAGAUGGUGUUAUCUUCUAACCAACAAUGCAAUAAGAAAUUUGGCAACCAACAUAGCUCUUAAAGCUCUUGACUUGAGAGAUUGCAGAAGCCUUGGGGAUGAAGCCCUCCAAGCAAUCAGCUUCCUUCCUCAAUUGAGAAUCUUGUUGUUGGACGGAUCUGAUAUAACUGAUGUGGGUAUGUCAUAUUUAAGAUAUGGAGUCAUAGGUUCAUUAAUUUCCUUGUCUGUUAGAGGGUGCAAGAGGCUUACAGACAAAUGCAUCUCUGCUCUUUUUGACGGCUCUUCUAAACUGCAGUUGCAAGAAUUGGACCUAUCAAAUCUUCCCUACCUAUCAGAUAAUGGAAUUCUGGCACUUGCAAAAAGUCGGGUACCAAUUUCUGAACUCCGGAUGCGACAAUGUCCACUGAUAGGUGACACCUCAAUCAUGGCUUUAGCGUCAAUGCAGGUUGAUGACAAUAGCUGGUAUGGUAGUAACUUACGGUUGUUGGACCUUUACAACUGUGGUGGCAUUACACAACUUGCAUUCAGGUGGUUGAAGAAACCUUACUUUCCAAGGUUGAGAUGGUUGGGAGUGACAGGGAGUGUAAAUAGAGACAUUGUGGAUGCUUUAGCUAGAAAUAGACCAUUCUUGCAUGUUGCGUGGCGUGGUGAGGAGCUGGCGGUUGACCAGUGGGAUAAUUCUGAUGGUUUGUACAUGCAUGACUACGAUGAGGUGGAUGAACUUGAACAGUGGCUUCUGGAAGGAGGAGAGUUAGACAUCGUUGAUGAAGAGAUGGCAGAUGCUGAACUGAUGGAUUGAUCUUCCAAGGCAAGGUUUCACUCUGUGUAUAUAUAUAUAUGUGUGUGUGUGUGUGUGUGUGUGUGUGUGUUUGCUUUUAAAUUGUUUGCUAGUUGGGAACAUGCAAAAAUUUGUAACUAUUUUUAACUCAAAACCUGUGGUUGUAAUUUAGAAACUAUGAUAUUUGUCUUAAAACUCUAAUGUAGUCCAACAAAAUGAUGGAUUUGAACCACAUUUCUCAUAGGAUUUGGUUGCACUUCUUGUGGGAAUUGUAUUAAGUAAACAUCAAAUUCUAUUGUAACUUCGAUUAUUCUCCGAUUUCUGGCUGAUUUCAGAUAUAUAGAAUUCAUUCUUCCCCUUA